Molecule: messenger RNA, 771 nt
Organism: Leptosomus discolor (cuckoo roller)
Lineage: Eukaryota; Metazoa; Chordata; Aves; Leptosomiformes; Leptosomidae
Gene: TMEM69
Product: transmembrane protein 69
Source: RefSeq, a predicted model, not a curated record
AUGUUUCCUCUUGUACAACGAUGCUGCUUCCACACACCUUUCAAACUCCAGAAGUUAACUGGUCUCAGACUACUACUGUAUGGAAAGAAUAAGAGAACUUGGUCUCUCGGCCUCCAGAGGGAUGUGUGUCUUCUUUCAAGAUCUCCAAGCCUCAAGCCAGCAUCACUAUAUGCAAUCAAGCUCCAGGCUUUUCACACCUCCCUCCCCUUCUUCAAGAAGAAAACCCCCAAAGACUCUGAGAUGAAAGACUCGGGCGUCUUGCGACGAAGUAUGAAAUUACUAAAGGAUUCUCCCAAGCCAGCCCUUUACUUAAGCCUCACAGGGCUAAUUCCAUUUGUUUCUGUGCCACUGUCAAUGGCUAUCCAAGGGACCUACUACCCAGAGCUGGCGUUUGCUCAGAUUACAUAUGGUGCUGUAACAGUCUCUUUUCUAGGAGGAAUGAGGUGGGGGUUUGCUCUUCCGGAGGACAGCCCAGCCAAGCCAGACUGGCUGAACCUGGCUAACAGUACAGUUCCUCCUCUACUUGCCUGCCAAGCCUUACUUUUUAAAGAUAUCACUCAGGGUGCAAUAGCGCUAGUAAUGGCCUUAGGGAUAGCACUACAUUACGACGUUUCCCUUCUUCCUUCUUAUCCUAGGUGGUUUAAAGUACUGAGGGUAGUGGGAACAGUGGUGAUGGUAUUAUCACUGUUAGCUACUGCAGCAUUGAAGACUAUUUCAGAGUAUCAGCAGCUACAUAAUGGCAUAAAUAAAUGGCAGAACACAAAACAAUAA